Fusarium fujikuroi IMI 58289 is the source of this 1635-nucleotide messenger RNA. RefSeq lists its product as uncharacterized. The transcript has 3 exons. Bases 1 to 1635 code for a protein of 544 amino acids. The record is from RefSeq and is a predicted model, not a curated record. Lineage: Eukaryota; Fungi; Ascomycota; Sordariomycetes; Hypocreales; Nectriaceae.
AUGUACUCGUACCCUACACCUUUACCCGAAUUCACUGCCCAAUCUCAAUCUCAGGAUGGUACACAUAAUAGACCAGUGGCCAAUUAUCCCUGGGCAGUGCAAGGAGGUCUCAGCGCUAUCAACACCAAUGUCCGUCCACAAUAUGGGUUCUCGGAGUCGCCUUUACCUAUGAGUUCCUCAACCAAUGGUUACCCAAGCUACGACAUGGCUCUUCUCAGCCAACCCACUUUCAGUCCUCAUCCAAGCUUCUCAUCAGCUGGUGAAUGGCCAUACCCCAGGCCUCAGCAGGGCUCAUCGUCACAAGCCCUCGUCCCAGCGACUAAGACCGAAGCCUUUAAAGUCCUGAUCAGACGAUUUGGGUGGCUGUGGUUGCUGCUCAAGGUCAGAUCAAAACUUCGAGGCUCGGGUCGAAGACAUCAACGUCGACACAGUGCUUCAGAUUACACAUCACGGACAACUGGCCACCACAAUGGCCACUAUAUGACAUCGUCACUGAGUGUGUCCCCUGCAGAUGAUGCAACGCUGGGCAACCUUGUCACUGGAGACGACGCUGAUCUCUUCAACCCCAUUGAUCCCACAAAUCAUUUGUGGUUUGACGCUCUGGGAAUACUCAAUGGAAACUCACUGUUGCCGGCGCCAGCAGAUGUGCCGCGACAAGCCACAGUUCUCUUUGAAGAGGAUGUACCGGCUCCGAUUCCGGGACAAAGACCCAUUAAGUGUCUAGAAGAGACAGUUCCACCAAUCAACUUGAUGAAUCAGCCUCAACAAGAGAUUAUCGUGCCUGGCCAGUCAAAAAAGCGAGCUUUUGACUGUGUUGAGCUCGAUGAUUCAUCAACAGACGAAGCUGACGGGACGUCUGUGGACAAGAAACGAUCCAAGACGACUUCUACGGCACCACGAUUUGCCUGCCCCUUUUAUAAGAAUGACCCAGAACGCUAUGCAAACUCAAGAAGUUGCUGCGGGCCUGGGUGGGAGACAGUUCAUCGAGUCAAGGAACACAUCUUCCGCAGUCAUACACUCCCAGAAUAUGAGUGUCAGCGCUGCUUUCAGUGUUUCAAGACAGAGUUGAAGCUCUCUAGGCAUCUAAGAGCCUCUGCACCUUGCGAAGUCCAGAGUCGCAACACCCAGGAGCAUGAAGGCAUCAACGCAAGCCAGUCCAAGGCACUGCACGCAAGAGCCAGAAAAUGCGACCCCGCAGCAGAUAUCAAAGAGGUCGAGGAACAGAGAUGGAAUGAUGUGUACAAGAUCAUCUUUCCUGGAGGGGGCCUGGUGCCUACACCGUAUUAUGAUCGCUUACAGAAGAGCAACAAUGAUGACUUUGAAACGAACCUCAUGUCUGAUUUUGAGCAGCGCCUUCGAGGCAAUGUCGGUGAGAUGAAGAACUUGCAACCUACGCUGGCACCUCUGGUGGUCCAGCUAGCUUGCAAUACACUCAUGGAGAGUAUGCAGUCCUGUCGGCAGAAGCCAAAAGUCGGUAGCAGUCAAGACUCGAGCUCUAUUGUAUCUCCUACACAAGAAUUCCAGUCAUUUCUUGAUGGAGGGCUUCAAAUGACGGGCAUUAACGAGAACUUUUUGCGACGCCUAGACAGCCAGUUCUUUGUGCAGGCGUUACGGGACUCUGGUUUAGAUCUGUGA